Molecule: messenger RNA, 282 nt
Organism: Symbiodinium necroappetens
Lineage: Eukaryota; Dinophyceae; Suessiales; Symbiodiniaceae
Source: the annotation of a GenBank genome assembly
AUGCCAGCUCUCGAGGACGAUGUGGAGGGUUGCCUCGGGCGCGGUGAGGAUCUCAUCAUCGCUGGGCAGAGACUUGCUGAGCGCGGCAAGCUGGGUCAGGCAUACGAGUCCUACUGCGAGGGGAUCCAGCUGCUUCUCAAGGUCAUGCCGCGUCUGUCCGAGGACGAUCCCCGUGCCGGCCCACGCAUUACGCGCCUGCGGGGCAAGAUCAGCAAAUACCUCGAAGAGGCCGAGACCGUGAAGGAGCGGCGGGAUGAGCAGAACCGUCACGACAAUGGUCGG